AUCACAUGCUGGGCGGGGCUGGCAAGGAAGCAGAUUCCUCCCCACCCCUUCCCUUCCUUCCUUCCAUCCAGCACAGCAAGAGCAGAGAGGGAGCGGCUGCGAACCCAGCACCAUGGCCAGCCUCACGGUCUACAGCACCUCGGUGACCGGCUCUAGGGAGAUCAAAUCGCAACAGAGUGAAGUCACCAGGAUCUUGGAUGGAAAGAACAUCAAAUACAACCUGGUAGAUAUCUCCCAGGACAAUGCCCUGCGGGAAGAAAUGCGGGCCAAAUCGGGCAACCCCAAAGCCAUUCCUCCCCAGAUCUUCAAUGGGGACCAAUACUGUGGGGACUAUGAGCUCUUUGUGGAAGCGGUGGAACAGAGCACCCUGCAGGAGUUCCUGAAGCUGGCCUGAGCGGGCUCUCGACCCCCACCCCCUCCUCCCCCCUCUGAAGCCUGCACUCUGCAUUCCAAACGGAUCGUUUCUCGCCUCGUAAGUCAUCGUGGUCCCUAUCCUGGCCCCUGUGACCAAACGCCGCUCCAGCUGCCUCCUGGGUUUGGUUGCCUGCUUCACUCUUGGUGUGCUCUCGAGGAGGGAAUCCAAGAGAGCCUGCACAUUCCUUCAGACACAGCCAGGCCUUGCUCCUCGUGCCUCUCUGGAGAGAGAACUCUUCCCAGUCCAGGACAUUGGGAAGCAGCACUUUCCCCAACCCUCUCUUCCUCUUUAAUGCCAGCCCUGCCCUUCAGAAGCAAAGGUCUGGCUGCUGCCUCCUCUCCUGUUGCAAAUGGUGGUUUUGCACUUCCUCUUUCAUUCCGACCCAGGCAGCGGGAGCAGCAGACAGCUGCUUUUUUGUUUUUGUUUUUUUGGUUUCCUAUAAUGCAAUGCAGCAGUGCUGGGCGAGCUUGUGGGCUUGAAACUUCCUUCUCAGCCAGAGCUGGGGUGAGGUUGUGUAUGUCUUUGAAACAACUUCAGUGCAGCCCAGGCUCUCUUUGGGAAGCCGUUCCGAGCGGGUGGGGGAGCAGACCGCCUAUUCCAUUAGUGCAUUCCCGCCAGCGUAGUGGCGUGGAAGCCAUCCCCUGGGAGAGGGCAGACAGCGGAGAUCUGUCCUGCUGUCAGCUCUUCACCCAAACUGGAGUGUUCCGCUUUGGAACUCGCUUUUUGCAAACAAGGACCAAGUGCAUUUUUGUGUUUCCUGCUAAAAGCAAAGUUUGUAAACAGCUCUCCCUUCUGAAUGCUAUUAAAUGUUGUUAAGAACCUC
Hemicordylus capensis (graceful crag lizard) is the source of this 1238-nucleotide messenger RNA. RefSeq names its product SH3 domain binding glutamate rich protein like 3 (gene SH3BGRL3). The record is from RefSeq and is a predicted model, not a curated record. NCBI's taxonomy places the organism in Eukaryota, Metazoa, Chordata, Lepidosauria, Squamata, Cordylidae. Bases 113 to 394 code for a protein of 93 amino acids. Gene Ontology annotation, cellular component: cytoplasm. The transcript is spliced from 3 exons.